GUAUGGUGUAUAAGGAAUUAAGUAUUAUCGAAAUGGUGAUUUCUUGUUCCGCUUUCAAUUGUACGAAGCGAUGGAGUAAGGAAAGUGACUUACCAUUUCACAGGUAAUAGGACUACCGAUACAAUACGAUAAAAAUACAGACUUAGUGCGUUUGCUAAUGCGAUGUUUUUGAACAGGUUUCUCCUAAAGCACCCAGAGCUGCUAAAGAAGUGUAUUACUUCCGUGAAGCGGAAAGGUUUUAAUCCUACGUCUUGCAGUUCUCUUUGCGGAAACCAUUUGCGACAAGAUGAUUGCGUAGUGAGCCCUAGAACGUGGAAGAAACGUCUCAAACCCGAAGCAGUGCCAUCAGUUUUUGACUUUCCGACUCAUUUGAUGCCACCAAAUAAACAGCGACGAUGACAUGUUGUUAGGAUUUUGAGUGACAACGAAUGCUUCUCCAUUUGAGGUAGCUAAUUAAUUUCCUUGCUAUGUGUGUGCUUUUUACUUUUGUGAAUUUAUUUCGUACGAACACAAAUGAGCUACAUAGGUCUAAGCAAUGUUGUAAUACAGGUCCAUAUUUUUGUUUUUAGCGUUCUGUCAUAGAAUCUGUGCUCGAUUUGCCAGCUGCAGAACCUACUGAUUGCGUGGAGAAUGUUGUCAAUGAGAAUUCUUCCGUGGAAAGCAUGUCCCAAUUAUCCAAUGCAGAAGCUGCGAAUUGUGUCAAAAACAGUGCAGUUGGUUCUUCAGCAAUUGAUUGUGGUAUACAGUCGAAAGUAGAAAUGGAAGACAAGGCGACCGAAACUUGCAAUUUUUUCUCAGACAUUGUGCACGAAUUAAAACGUAAACUGAAGUGCGUCUGUGAAAAACUUCGAAGAAGAGAGAAGAAAGUAUGUUCCAUGGAUGACAUCAUAAGUUCAUUGAAGGAGAAUGGGCAUCUUCCUAAGAAGUUACAUAAUUUCCUCAAUCAUCAGAAAGGAACACAAGUGGAAUUAGUGUGCAAUUUAGUGAACAACUCUCUCUCGUCAAAGGGUAAUAGAUACACAACAAAUGUGAAAAUGUUUGUGAUGACUGUGUACUUUUAUUCACCAGCAGCAUGUGAUUACCUGCAAAAAUUAAUGCCUCUGCCCCAUAAAUCAUUGAUUUCCAAAUGGGUGGCAAGUGUAGACUGUGAACCUGGCUUCUUAAAAGAUUUUUUUAAGUACAUUGAUUUGAACCAAAUUGUAAGGGACCAGUUCAGCGAUUCAUGUCUAAUUGUAGACAGUAUGGCAAUUAGGAAGCAAGUAGUUUGGGACCGAGGAACUAAGCAAUACACAGUUUUUUUUUAGACUUUGGUGGGGAAGUUUCUCAGUCAAAAGAAGUAAUAGAGGCAUCUAAGGCUCUGACUUUCAUGCUUGGCUCUAUUAAAGGCAAAUUUAAAUGCCCGAUAGCAUAUUUCUUUAUCAACGGUGUACAGGCAAAUAAUCAGGCCACACUGAUAAAAUCUGCUUUGAGAGGCUGCAUAGUUCUGGCAUU
Schistocerca nitens (vagrant locust) is the source of this 1491-nucleotide messenger RNA. RefSeq lists its product as uncharacterized. The record is from RefSeq and is a predicted model, not a curated record. The coding region runs from base 663 to 1304 and encodes 213 amino acids. The transcript is spliced from 2 exons. NCBI's taxonomy places the organism in Eukaryota, Metazoa, Arthropoda, Insecta, Orthoptera, Acrididae.